AAGCAAAAACACAAGCACAAGCAAAAGCAAAAGCAAAUCAACACAAAAUCUGCACAAUGGUUGACCGAGGAAUGUUUGUACCCGCCGGACAAUGGCCUCAAAAUGAAAGUAUCGCAAUGUCAGAAUCCGAGGAUCAGCUUCUACCACGCAGUUUUCACCCUGACAGCUGGACCGUCGUUUGCGGCAGAGGCAGAGAGUGCUACGAUCAUACUGGAAAUCGACGCCUUCGUGUCCUUGUUGACGCCUAUGUUGACAGGUAUGUUGCAGCCAUCAACAAAAUGCAGAAGAGCUUGAUCGUGAGCUCCAUCGUUGAUUCGGUUCACGAAGCCUCCAGUUCUGAAGGCUUUGUGAAGCGAGACCCUGCAACUAAUUAUUGGGUGACGGUAUCGGAAGAUACAGCAAGAGAAAAGGUUGGACAGCUUCUUAGGGAUGCAAUAGCAAAGAAGUACCCCAAGAGGGCCAAGGCAAAGAAGGAGAUGAGAAGGGCGAAGGCAGAAACAGGGUCUCAGGAACACUUGCCGAAGUUGCUCCUGCGGAGUGCGUCCGCACCUCUUGUACACGUGAGGGAAGCACUAGGAACUGGAACGGGAGCUGCUGCUCAGAAACAUCAGGAAAGUGAGGUGUGCCCGGCACCUCGAUUGACUUACAUGCGCAGUUGGCCUGGGAAUGUAAGCAACACUCGUACUUUCCACGACAUUUUUGAUGAUGCAAAGUUUUCAAUUGACGAAACUACUAUCAUGGAUGCACCCACCCAAGAAGGUGCCAACCAGCAUGUCAGAAGCAAAACUCGUACAUUCCACGACAUUGUGGAUGAUGCAAAGUGUUCAAUUGACGACACUACAUGUACUGGUACUAUCACGGAUGCAUCCGCCCAAGAAGGCGCCAUCCAGCCAUGCCACACUGGCAAAUGA
This is a messenger RNA of Seminavis robusta, 911 nucleotides long. Lineage: Eukaryota; Bacillariophyta; Bacillariophyceae; Naviculales; Naviculaceae. The record is from the annotation of a GenBank genome assembly.